AUGAAACAGAUAGGCUUACUUUUGAUGAAAUACGGUCAAAAUUUGAUUUGGGAGCACCUGAUGUUUUUAUAAAACUUGCAAAUCAAUGUAUGGAUAAAGAUCUGAAGAAGCGUCCAACUGCUAAAGAGGUUUAUGAACAAUUGAAAGAAUGGGAAAUAAUUCUUUACAAAAAACAAAAUGAAAUGAAUGAAGAAGAACUUAAAAUAAAAAAUAAAUUUUUAGAAGCAGACAAAAUUAUUCCUACACAACCAACAUUUUUACAAAAGCAUCAAGAUGUU
Messenger RNA from Racocetra persica, 278 nucleotides. NCBI's taxonomy places the organism in Eukaryota, Fungi, Glomeromycota, Glomeromycetes, Diversisporales, Gigasporaceae. The record is from the annotation of a GenBank genome assembly.